This is a messenger RNA of Dictyostelium discoideum AX4, 1746 nucleotides long. RefSeq lists its product as hypothetical. The record is from RefSeq and is a predicted model, not a curated record. The coding region runs from base 1 to 1746 and encodes 581 amino acids. The transcript has a single exon. Gene Ontology annotation, molecular function: phosphatidylinositol-4-phosphate phosphatase activity; phosphatidylinositol-3-phosphate phosphatase activity; phosphatase activity. Lineage: Eukaryota; Evosea; Eumycetozoa; Dictyosteliales; Dictyosteliaceae. Gene Ontology annotation, cellular component: Golgi membrane; endoplasmic reticulum membrane.
AUGAAUAUUGAAUUAAUUAAUACAAAUGAAAGAUUUAUAUUAAUAAAUAAUGGUAAUAAAGAUAAAUCAUUAAAUAUUGAUAAACAUUCAGUUAAAGCUAGUAUUAGUGUUGGUGUACCAAAAAAUAAUGAAAAGGUUUUAACAAGAAUUGAAAAUGUUAAAGGUAUAAUCGGUUGUAUUCAAUUGGUAUCAGGUCAUUAUUUAAUGAUAUUCAAAGAACAUAAUCAUGUUGCAACUGUGACAGGUAAGAAAAUCUAUCAAAUGAAAGAUGUCGAAUUGAUUCCAUUCUUUCCAAAUCAGCAAUCACUAGUAUCAAUCCCCGAUCAAGAUGCCGAGGAACAACAUUUAUCGAUGAUUAGAUGGUUAUUGUCGUCAGAGAAUUUCUAUUUCUCAUAUGACUAUGAUUUCACUCUUACACUUCAAAGACAGUAUUCAACCACCACCACCACCACAAGCGGAUCGUCAUUAGGCGAGCGUUGUGAUUCACGUUUCUUUUGGAACGAAAAGUAUGUUACAAUUUUAAGUAAAGAGCAUGGUUUGGGUGACUGGAUUCUACCAAUUACAAUGGGCUUUGUGGAGUCAAAGACAUUGGGUGGUACUUGCCAAUUCACUUUAAUUUCACGUAGAAAUUUAAAUCGUUCUGGUACACGUUAUAAUGUACGUGGUAUUGAUAAGAAGGGUAAUGUCGCUAAUAAUGUAGAGACUGAGCAGAUUAUUGAGAUCAAGGAGAACACUUUCACAUCAUUCGUGCAAGUUAGAGGCUCGAUCCCAUUGCUAUGGUCACAAUUCCCAACUUUGAAAUACAAACCAUCGGUUAAAUUCUACGGUGAUGAGAAGGAGAACUCCCAAGCAUUGGAGCAACACUUUAAACAACUUCACCAACUCUAUGGCUCCACCACCGUGGUCAACCUUAUCGAUCGUAAAGGUGCCGAAUUAAAAUUAGGUGAGGCCUAUGAAGAACGUGUUAAAUCUUUGAAAGAUGUUCAUUAUGUUUGGUUUGAUUUCCAUUCAAUUUGUAAAGGUAUGCGUUAUGACAAGUUGUCCAUACUCAUGGACCAGUUAAAGGACGAUUUGAAGCAGUAUGGCUUCUUUUUCGUUGAGGAUGGUAAAAUCGUUCAAAAACAACAAGGUGUUUUCCGUACGAAUUGUAUCGAUAAUUUAGACAGAACCAAUGUAGUGCAAUCUUUAAUCACUCGUCACUCCUUGGAGAACCAAAUGGCAAGUGUAUUGAAUAAACAAAUCCCAUCAACCACUUUCAAAGGCGACCAGUUUGAGUAUGUAUUUAAGAAUAUCUGGGCCGACCAUGGUGAUGCUAUCUCCACUCAAUACUCUGGCACUGGCGCAUUAAAGAAUGAUUUCACUCGUACUGGUAAAAGAAAUUUCCAAGGUGUACUUAGAGAUGGUGAAAAUUCAGUUAAAAGAUAUUAUUUAAAUAACUUUAAAGAUGGUUUCCGUCAAGAUAGUUACUUUUUAUUCACAAAUCCAUCAGUUGAUUUAACCACUGCUAAACAACAUGAAUCAAAACCACCCUCACCUCUAAUUUGGAUCUUUUCAUUUGUAUUUGCUGCUAUCUUUUUAGCAAAUUUAUAUCUCCCUUCUGCUACUUCAUCAAUUGGUGGUUUCAUUUCUCAAACUACCGUUUUAGUUGGUUCAGUUUUCUUUGCUCUUAAAUUAGCUAUGAAAUAUCAAGCUUCAAUAGUUGAUAAACCAACUUUAUUUAAAUUAGAUUCAAUUUAUAAAAACUAA